GGCCGAAUCGGACCUCGUUGCCACAGUGCGGACAUCGUGGACUCACAGUAGAGUCCGCCAAAACGUAGACCGUUCGCCCACAGUGUCGAAACCGAACCAAGUCACCGAGCUCCAUGACCACAGGCCGGUCGCACCGGAAACAGCGGGCAGUCCACCGUUGUGGGCGGUCACCACACGUGACUUGAAAAAAAAAGAAGGAAUAGUGUCUCGACGUGUCGUUGGAUAGAUGACGUCAUUUCCAACCGAGUUCAAAAACUGAUGCCUACACCCAAAUUUCAGAUCGGUGGUGAAAAUAUAGCGAUGUAAAAAUGACGUCAUCAGCCUACUUCCGGUGAGAGUGUCAUGGCGUCGUGGUCUGAGUGACAGAGAGUCCUCGCAGAACCAGAAGUUUCCUGCUCACGCGGACGGCGGAACAGUUCCAUUUUAAUAAGAAAUAUCUGGUGAACGAAAACAGCCGCGAGAUGAGCACCAGGCACGUGACCUGCAGGUACUUCAUACACGGAGUGUGUAGAGAGGGGAGCAACUGUAUGUUCUCUCACGACCUGGCAAACAGCCGCCCCUCCGCCAUCUGCAAGUUCUACCAGAAAGGACUGUGUAGCUACGGUGAGCGCUGCAGGUACGAUCACGUGAAGUUACCAGUGAGAGGAGCAAGAGGCACAGAUUCAAAUGAGCAGCCAGUCAGAGGCUGGGGCAGUGGAUCAGCACCACCGAGAAAACAAGCAGUGAAAAGGGACUCAGGUGGACAUGCUGGAGCCGUGUCCUGGAGUGAAGGGACUCCGCCCAACCCUCAGUCGUACUUGGCGGCAAUCAAGACAGGUCUGGAUCCGGAGCAGGACACUGGGUGGAGUCUUGGGGCACUGGGUGCACAAUGCGGGGCCACCCCGGCCCUGUGUCCUUAUGCCGCUGCCGGACAGUGUUUCCAUGGAGACAGCUGUCCUUACCUUCAUGGUGACCCAUGUGAUGUGUGUGGACGAAUGGUGCUGCAUCCGCUGGACCCGGCCCAGAGGAAGGAACACAGGAAGAAGUGCCUUCAGGACUUUGAGGCAGACAUGGAAAAGGCAUUUGCUGCUCAGCUGAGUGAGGACAAGGUGUGUUCCAUUUGCAUGGAGGUGGUGGUCCAGAAGAUAAGACCCUCCGAGCGAAGGUUUGGGAUCUUGUCCUCCUGCUGUCACACCUUCUGUCUGUCCUGUAUCCGUCAGUGGCGCUGCACCCGGACCUUCCAAAACCAGAUAGUGAAAUCAUGUCCAGAGUGCCGGAUCAUCUCAGAGUUUGUCAUCCCAUCAGUAUACUGGGUCGAGGACCAGAACGAAAAGAACCAGCUCAUAGAACUCUUCAAGUCAGAAGUCGGUAAAAAGGCCUGCCGGUUCUUUGAUCAGGGUCGGGGUGCGUGUCCUUUUGGAGCCAAAUGUCUGUACCGGCAUGCAUUUCCAGAUGGGUCCCUGGCAGAACCGGACAAACCCAGGAAGCAGCUGAGCUCAGAGGGGAGUGUACGGUUCAUGAACCGGGUCAGCCUGUGGGACUUCAUCCAGGAGCGGGACCAGCACCCUUCUCCACACCUGCCGCACCAAGAGAGUGACAUCACAGAACUGCAGGAGCUCUUCAUGCAGAUGUCCGGGCCAAGCCAAGUGGACUCAAGCGUGGAGCACCCUGACCGGACUGAGGGGGCGGAGAGGUCCAGUUCCCACCUGGAGGGUUCUGGCUGAUCAGUGGUGUAUUAAAUUUGGAUUUUGGACUGCUCUGCGUCUGAACUUAUUUCACUUCCAUGAAAAAUCUAUGGAUCUUCCACCGACCGUGGUCCACGACAAUGAGGCAAAGGAACAUGAUGUGGUCUGCUCAGUCCUCCUCCAGGCCUGUUUUCAUCCUGGCCCAAGGCUCAGUGGCAGAGGAUUUCUCAUAGAACUGAACACCUGAGGUGGGCAGGCCACAUACCCAAGCUUGUGAACAGAAUACCUGCACACUGUAGACUAAUGGACCCAGUUAAGUCUCCACUGGUGACCAGAGGUGUGCUGAGCUUGACAGUCAUGACCUGUGGAGAAACUGGGGAAUGGUAUUGGAGCACUGGAAACCAGAGAGUCUGACUCCCCCUCCUGCUCUAGACUCACCUCCUUAGACACAAUGCCGAUGACCUGGAACAGCAGCAGCAGGAGGUGGACAUGGGGGGAAACCAGUCAGGAGCUCACACUUUUAUUUCUCUUCUCUUUGGACCUGCUUGUGUCCACUCUCUCAAAUGACUGAGGAUCACAGUCACUUAAAUGAGUCCUCCUGGUCAUGGACAUACACGAGUCUGAUGCAGUUCUCCAUGUCUGGUCAUAUAUCCAAACUGACAUUGUUGUUCACAUCCAUGAUGAGUUUAGUUGAGUCAUUCAAACCCUUCUUUAGGAAUCAACGUCCUUCCUGUGC
This is a messenger RNA of Synchiropus splendidus (mandarinfish), 2400 nucleotides long. It is a transcript of the gene mkrn2, whose product is annotated as makorin, ring finger protein, 2. The transcript is spliced from 9 exons. Bases 462 to 1703 code for a protein of 413 amino acids. NCBI's taxonomy places the organism in Eukaryota, Metazoa, Chordata, Actinopteri, Syngnathiformes, Callionymidae. The record is from RefSeq and is a predicted model, not a curated record. Gene Ontology annotation, biological process: protein polyubiquitination. Gene Ontology annotation, molecular function: ubiquitin protein ligase activity; metal ion binding.